GAUAGUCAGUCCUCGCGGGGACCAGGCGCUGGAGCGGACCAGAACCUGGCUGACAUCAUCGCAUCUGAGAAGACACCUCCUCCUUUUUUCUCCGCCUCCUCCUCCUCCUCCUCUUCCUCGCAUCCACUCCGAGCAGCCACUAGUCCGUGAUCAGGGCGCGCACCAAACAGGAGGCGGAACCAGAGAGUAGCCGAACAUUCCGAACACCCGCACCCCGCAGGACGGACGCGCUCAUGCCCGAAGCCCACUCCUCCUACCGGACUCGCCGAGUGAACCGUUGGACCGCCCGCACCAGCGCGUCUGUUGAAGAUGUCCGAGCAAAGAGCGUCCGAGCAGCCGGAGACCCGGGAGAAAGUGCAAGCCGAAGUGGGCACCGCGACCCCCGUCCCGUGUUCGUCUGUAGAAUGAAGGCGGCUUAAAUUCCGUGGAAGUCCGUGCGCGUAAAACCAGCGAGACAAGAUGACGGUGCCGCUGCUGAAGAUCGGCGUCGUGCUCAGCACCAUGGCGAUGAUCACCAACUGGAUGUCGCAGACCCUCCCCUCCCUGGUGGGGCUCAACACCACCAAGCUGACGGCAGCGCAGGGGGGCUAUCCGGACCGCAGCACGGGAGUGUUGCCAGCGAACCCCGAGGAAUCAUGGCAGGUGUACAGUUCGGCCCAGGAUAGCGAGGGAAGGUGCGUGUGCACUGUGGUGGCGCCCCAGCAGUCCAUGUGCUCGAGGGACGCCCGCACCAAACAACUGAGGCAGCUGCUGGAGAAGGUCCAGAACAUGACCCAGUCCAUCCAAGUGCUGGACCAGCGGACUCAGAGGGAUCUGCAGUAUGUUGAGAAGAUGGAGGUCCAGCUUCGGGGUCUGGAGACCAAGUUCAGGCAGGUGGAGGAGAACCACAAGCAGAACAUCGCCAAGCAAUUCAAGGCCAUAAAAGCGAAAAUGGAGGAGCUUAGACCGUUGAUACCGGUGUUGGAGGAGUACAAAGCCGAUGCCAAAUUGGUAUUGCAGUUUAAGGAGGAGGUCCAGAAUCUGACGUCAGUUCUAAGCGAACUUCAGGAGGAGAUGGGGGCCUAUGACUACGAGGAGCUCCACAACAGAGUGUCAAAUCUUGAGGAGAGACUCCGAGCAUGCAUGCAAAAAUUAGCGUGCGGCAAACUGACGGGCAUCAGCGAACCCAUCACCAUCAAGACCUCCGGGUCCCGGUUCGGCUCCUGGAUGACGGACCCCUUGGCCCCUGAAGGAGACACUCGGGUGUGGUACAUGGACGGAUACCACAACAACCGUUUUGUGCGCGAGUACAAGUCCAUGCACGACUUCAUGACGACGGACAACUUCACGUCCCACCGCCUGCCGCACCCGUGGUCCGGGACGGGUCAGGUGGUCUACAACGGCUCCAUCUACUUCAACAAGUUCCAGAGCCACGUCAUCAUCAAGUUCGACUUCCGCACCUCCUCCAUCAGCAAGUCUCGGCAGCUGGACUACGCUGGCUUCAACAACGCCUACCACUACGCUUGGGGCGGCCAUUCAGAUAUUGACCUGAUGGUGGACGAGGGUGGCCUGUGGGCCGUCUACGCCACCAACCAGAACGCGGGCAACAUCGUGGUCAGCAAGCUGAACCCAAACACGCUGCAGAUCGUCAAAAGCUGGACCACCAACCACCCCAAACGGAGCGCCGGCGAGUCUUUUAUGAUCUGCGGGACGCUUUACGUCACUAACGGGUAUUCUGGAGGUACCAAGGUCUACUACGCAUACUCCACCAACUCCUCCACCUACGAGUACAUUGACAUUGCCUUUCAGAACAAGUACUCGCAUAUCUCCAUGCUGGACUACAACCCACGUGACCGCGCGCUCUACGCCUGGAACAACGGCCACCAGGUGCUCUACAACGUCACACUGUUCCACGUGAUCCGUUCUGAAGAACUGUGAGGUCGGAUCGCAGACCAUAGAAGCGUAGAAACCUCCAUGUAUACAAACAUAUACCUGCUAAUAAAAAAAAAAGACUAUAUAGCAAGACGAGAGGCUGCAUUGGCAGCGACUGCAACUGAAUGUGCAUAUUUAUCGACCAAGAAAACACAUUGUUGAAGAGUUUCAUUCUCACGGAAGAGUACUGCAUUCACCCGAGGAGAGGACCUGGCUUUGGUUGACUUCCAUUUGAUAACUCAUAACUUUGAUAAGUAAUGAAGACCUGAACCCUGAAAUAAUGAAAAUCCACAAUUUUAAUUUAUUAUUCUGAAAAAAAUGUCUUAUAUUAUUACAAUUUGAAACAGUGUCAUGGAUAUAAAUACAAACAUAAAAAAGGCAAUAUAAAUAAAAAUAUUGCCUUUCUGACAAUUGUCGAGUAAAAAGCAAAAUUAAAAAUCCAAUACAUUUUCUUGAGUAUGAAAAGCCAUCCGAAUUUUUAUAAAUGUGACAAUAAAUAAUUUCAUGAUUCAGAAAAAUACAAUACGUAUAGGUGAAUCCCUCAAUUAAAAAUGAAAGAAUAUAAAAUUUAAUUAAUGAAGAAUAUAUUUUUCUUUUCAUAAGACGAUUCUAAAUGUGUUCUUUAAAUUGUUUUAUUUUUAUUAUAUUAAAUAUAAUAAAUCAAUUAUAUAUUAAAUAGUUAUAGUGACGGCAACCGUAAUUUUAAGUCCACAAAAUAGUAAAGUAAAUGAUUUUGAACUUGAAGUAUUUACUUAUAAAUGACCUGUCUAUUUUCCUUUUGUCAUUCAUUUGUAAUAUACUAUAUUGUGAAUGUAAAAGUACUGAAUACAAUACUCUUCUGGACAAACUGAAAAAUAUAUUAAAACCAUAUCACCAGGGACUUUUGUACAUAUAAUCUUCAUAGUUUAUUUCAAGAGCCGCCAUCGUUCGCUAGUGAAACAGGAAUCAAACUCUUCAACUGUUUGCUGCGUAGAAAUGAUUGUAUGUGUAGAAUUAUUAUGAUUAAAAAAAAUAACAACAGAUGCCAAAAAAAGAACAUUUUAUGUAGUUGUUUUGAAACAUUGACCUCACCUCGCGGCUCGGGGGGCUUCUCCGAGGGAACCUUCUGGCCAGACCUUUGGAGGAAUCCAGGACCGAUUUCAUGGACGAACUAGUGAGUUGGAGGUGACCUCAGUCCGGAGUCGUUUUUAUCACGUAGCAAAUAAAGCGGUGACGACGACUUCACGAACAUCUGUUAAAGAAAAAAGGCACUGACUGUUGUUUGAGUUCCCUGUGUUAGUGACCGUGAGACUUUCUUUGCAUGAGUGUUUUCUAUCACUUGGUCUGCUCUUCUGAAUGUCUCGUCAUGUGUAUAGUAGAAACCAAGAGGGUUCGUGUCGCCAGAGGGGAAACAAGGAUUUAUUCUGUCCCAUGUCACUCAAUAUUCACCCUGGAUCGAUAAUAGAGAAAAGUAGAGAAAUUAAAAUGCAAAACUUUUUUAUUAUAGUUGAAGUUUAGUUGGUCAUUUAUGUAGUUGUUUUUGCUGUUGCAUUACAUUUAAAUUCUUCUUUCUUUUUGGGGGGGUAAAAGAUCUUUACCCCACCUGAUCUUUGUUAUUUUAAUUCAUUUUGUCAUAACCGGUGGCCAGGCAUGAAUAUUAUUUCAUAUUUGUUAUACGUGGAGUUUGUUGUUUGGUUGAUGCACAAGAUGAAGACAACUCUUUUAAUAAUAGUACCUUGGUACUAUUAUUGAAAGAGUUUAA
Messenger RNA from Synchiropus splendidus (mandarinfish), 3652 nucleotides. It is a transcript of the gene olfm1b, whose product is annotated as olfactomedin 1b. The coding region runs from base 460 to 1917 and encodes 485 amino acids. Gene Ontology annotation, biological process: signal transduction. The record is from RefSeq and is a predicted model, not a curated record. The transcript is spliced from 6 exons. NCBI's taxonomy places the organism in Eukaryota, Metazoa, Chordata, Actinopteri, Syngnathiformes, Callionymidae.